AUAGGCUCCUGUUGACUAUACAAACACAAAUCAUCAAAGAAGUGGAUAACAUCUUCCAAAUCGUUCUUCCUCAAUUUGAUUGCUGUUUCAGAGAAUGGAACGCAUGAAGACGAAGGCCGUCCCGAAGAAACUUAUAUUAGCUGUCUUUGCGGUUAUCUUGGUUUUGCUGUUUGGAAUUUGGUUGAUUUGUUGUGAAAUGAUGAAAAGAAGAAAGGGCAGAAAACUAAAUCAAAGGUGUUUUAGUCACAAUGAGGGCAUAUUGUUACAGGACUUGACAAACCAUGAGGCAUAUGUUGAGAGAAGAAUGAUAACUUUUACUUUAAAAGAACUUCAGAAGGCAACAAAUAAUUUCAGUCGACAUGAGAAAGUUGGUGAAGGAGUUCAUGGAUCAGUUUACCGAGGAAUACUACCAGAUAAAAUGGUGGUAGCCAUAAAGAAGUUGAAAGUAGUUAACUCUUCCAGAAUUGUUAAUGAGAUGAUUGCUCUUUCUCAGAUCAACCACAGGAAUGUAGUGAGGCUCCUAGGCUGUUGUUUAGAGACCCGCAAGCCUUUACUGGUUUACGAGUACUUCUCUAAUGUUGGCACUCUUUUUGAGCACAUAUCCUAUAGAAGACAAUCCUUACCAUUUUCAUUGGAAUUACGAAUGAAAAUUGCUGUAGAAAUCGCAGCUGCACUAGCAUACUUGCACUCCUCCACAUCAAAGCCAGUAAUCAUACACCAAAAUGUGAAGGCACAGAAUAUACUAUUAGAUAAUAACUACAUGGUCAAACUGACAGACUCUGGAUUUACACCACCCCAGAUUUUAAUGCAGAGGACACUCGGAUACUUAGACCCUGAAUGCCAUCGAUCAAACAAGCUGACAGAAAAAAGCGAUGUGUACAGCUUUGGAGUUGUCCUUGCGGAGCUAAUAACUAGCAGAAGGGCAGCUUCUCCCCAUAGGCCCGAGGCUGAGAGAAGCCUGGCAACUCUAUUUGCUCGUGCAAUGGAAGGCAGGGUCUUGUAUCAAAUUCUGGAUGAUGAAAUUCUCAAUGAGGGAAACAUACAAAUUGUUGAAAAGGUGGCGGAUUUGGCAAAGAGAUGCAUAAGGGCAAGAGGGACAGAAAGACCUUCCAUGAAACAAGUAGCCCUGGAACUCGAGGCAUUGCGAAUUAUGGCAAAGCAUCCACAGGGCAUACUUAGUUUCUAUGAGUCUCCCGAAAAGACUGACCACCUUGUGACACCACCUUCAGACGCUUACAUUGUUGAUGUUAGAUGUGAAGGCUUUGGUGGUGGUUCUAGCAGUAUUAGAACAAAUGCAGAAGAAAUUGGAUAUCAUAGGUUGCAAGAAGUAGAUUAUUAUUUGACCUAAAUUUAUAUGUUUUGCAACUUUUAAUCAGCACUUGUAUAAUGCUUUGUUUUCAGCUCUGGUUUGAACUAGUAGUUGCUUUUUUGAUGACAUUGAACUAUUAGUUGUUGUUCUUGU
Messenger RNA from Rosa rugosa (rugosa rose), 1462 nucleotides. Its product is annotated as wall-associated receptor kinase 3-like. The transcript is spliced from 3 exons. Gene Ontology annotation, cellular component: plasma membrane. Gene Ontology annotation, molecular function: protein serine/threonine kinase activity; ATP binding. Lineage: Eukaryota; Viridiplantae; Streptophyta; Magnoliopsida; Rosales; Rosaceae. Gene Ontology annotation, biological process: cell surface receptor signaling pathway; protein phosphorylation. The coding region runs from base 95 to 1348 and encodes 417 amino acids. The record is from RefSeq and is a predicted model, not a curated record.